GUUUGUUUGUUUGACGUGUUUUCGUGCAGCGUGUAUGUGUGUGCGGUGUGUGUCUGCGAACGCACGUCGGAUCUGUGGCACCGAGCAGCGACUUGUGUUUGGUUUCACGACUGUCAGCGCUAGCAGUCGUGUUCGGAGCACUGCGAUGAAAUUAACGACAAUUUUACGAAAAGUCGUGUAACAUCUGAGCCUUUUAUUUUCUUCCGUAACAUGCUUUUAGUUAUCCUGCUCGCUGUGACAUUACCGCUGUCACUGGCCAUUUGGUCCUUGUCAGUAGUUUCAUCUUGGUACACAGAAAGUGUAGCGCCGCCCACGCCUCUCCGGUUCUUUUUUUCCGCGUUCAUCCCGAUUUUAAUAUCGGCUUGGGGUUACAAGAGGAAAAGUCUCGACCUUUCAGGAGCUCUGUGUGGUGUGGUGGUCGGUUUCAUUUUGACGUUAAGCAGCUACCUGUUCCUAGCGAGCCUCUUCGCUUUCUUUAUAUCAUCCUCUCGAGCAACGAAGUUUAGGUCCGAGCUGAAAAAAAAGUUUGAACCGGAUCACAGAGAAGGAGGGCAGCGCAACUGGGUCCAGGUGCUUUGCAAUGGUGGCAUCGCGACAGAGUUUGCGCUGCUGUACGUGCUGGAGUGUGGGAUGGGCGAGAGGCUGGCCGAUCCAAGCAAUGCCUGGCAGUGCACCAUCCUCUCGCUGGCCGUACUCAGCGCCUUGGCUGAGAGCUGUGGAGACACGUGGGCCUCAGAAUUUGGCAGUGUGCUCUCCAGGGGAGAUCCUUUCCUCAUCACGUCAUUCCGGAGAGUGCCCAGAGGAACUAACGGCGCCGUUUCCCUGGAAGGCCUGUUCUUCAGCGGCCUGGGCGGGGCCUUCAUAGGCCUUGUUUACUACAUUGCUAUGGCUCUGUUUGUGGGUCCAAGCAGCUUACAGGCAGCCUCGGCCCAAUGCCUAGUCAUUCUGGUUGGCACCCUGGCGGGCUUCCUCGGAUCCCUGCUGGACUCUUUCCUUGGAGCCACUCUGCAGUUCUCAGGUGUGCACACCAAGACAGGCCGGAUAGUCGAACGUCCUGGACACAACGUGAAGCACAUCUGUGGUGCCAACAUACUUGACAAUCACUCGGUCAACCUUUUGUCCAAUCUGGCCACGGCUUUCACAGUACCAUUGAUUUCAGUGAAGUUGUUUUCACUCCUUCGCUGAUCUGCAUUUCUCAGACUCCUUUUGAUGCUGCUCUGCUGAAUAAUGAGCCAAGCAAAAUCUGUUGGGUGUUGUUUUAUUAAUGGUGAUAGAGAUUGCUUGUUUUGCAUGUGUAACAUACUUUGUUUUCAUAUUUAUUUUUGUUUUGUCUGCUGUUGCCACAUGGUGUACUGUGGUGUCGUGCAAAAAAAAAAGGCAGAGGCAGUAGGAUAUGAUUCCUCAUAGUAUGAGCCCAGUCCUAAGCACACUCUCUUCUUAACGUCGUUUGAAUUGUUUUGGGGAAAUGAAGAAUCAAGUUGACGAAUUCCUGCUCUCAGACAACCCACUGAUAAACUGCGACAACCUGUUGUUCUAGAAGUUUUGGAACGUUAUGAAUAUGAAACAAAUGUGAAAAGUACUGAAGUGUUAUAGCAGUCAUUUGUUUGUGUAAUCAUGGAGUGUAUUGUUUCAUUCUACUCACCUCAAUGCUUUAAAAGGUUUUUUUUUCUUCAAAAAAAAAAUCAAAGAAACAAGUAGGCGCCACCUACUAGCAAGUUUAGUGCAAUUUAACAAACUUUUGAGCGGCAUGCCCGCUUUUUGCUGCAGACCUCUUGCCAUAUUUUGGUUGUGUUGUUGUGCCAGGCUAAUCUAAAUGCAGAAGGCAUGGUUGUAGUGAAUUAUCUGACUGAGAAGCUAUAGCUUCGGGAAUUCUAAGUACUCAAAAGGUUGAGUUGCAUAGCUCCAGUAGUAAAGAAAUCUAAUUGCUGUUAAAGCAGUGCAGCUGCCAACCGAUAAUUCGGACUGGAUGGGAGCAGAUGAAAAGUUGAAAUAAUAGGAAGUUUGAAAUAUCGGAUUUGCCAGAAGAAAAUUCUGUGUUGAUUUAGCAGUAAAUGCGAGGACAUGUAUUGGGCACUAUGUUGCACCUCUUCGAGGUGCCACAUUGCACCACAUUGCAAAGUGUUGUUCAGGAGCUCACUCGACAUAUGUCCUAUCUCUUUGUGGAGCGAUAUAUACAAACACAUACAUACACACACACAUGCAUGUGCUCUCUCUCUCUCUCACACACACACACACACUCACACACACACACACUCUCUCACACACACACACACACACACACACACACACACACACACACACACACACACACACACACACACACACACACACACAUGUGCACUCUAGUAAGCUUUCCGAAUCCCCUCUCUACCAUACGACUGGCUUCACACAUUUUGUCCACUUUGACACUCCUAACUGUAAUGCAUUGAAAUUGACUUCAUUUUGCAAGUGGCCUAGAAAGCCUGUGAACAUGUUGCAGCAUGCACAUGAACCUGACUGUGGUAUAGUGAACCUGUAUCUCGACCAUUGUCAUGCUGUUGCUGCAGAUAGAUGACAGUACAGUAAAUGCAUGCAACAAAUCUCCAUUCUCUGGUAAUGUUACUAGUCGACGAUGCUGUGAUAGCCGAUAACCACGGGUUUAUUUGCAACAUUCACUUUCCUCACUUAAUUGCCACCCUCAUCUGCGUGGACAUUGUGGGUGGAGUUCAUGCCACUUGAAGAUUGAUGAUAUUGACCGUCAAAAAUUUGCCAUUAGCUAUUGAAGAAGUCACCCAGGACCUUGUCGCUAUUUAAAACAUAAGUAAAUAAAAAAUUGCAUGGCAGAAUUGCUGAAUAAAAUAAAAAAUUGCUGAAGUUGCAUGACAAGCUGCAAAUGCAGCCUUAGAACCUAGCAGCAUGGCUUGGCUUGUUCCAAGCUUUGGCCCUGGCCGGUGAAUACUGGUACGACUAAGCUUUGCUAGUUUUGGUUUCGAGAAGGCACCGACAACAAGGCCAAGACCCAUGCCGGCCAACAUUAUAUCGGCAAUGUAUAGCAAAGUAGAAAUGGAGCUCUUGGCCAGAUUAGCAUGUGGUUGUACAGGCCAAGUACGAAUUAUUGAACGGAAUGUAAGGUGUCCGAAAUCUCGGUUGUCGUUAGGCAUUAAGUCUAAGGGGGGCAUUGCUGUGAAGCUAUCUGAAUAAUCAAGGACAACCAAAUUAUUAAUGUCUGAAUCAUCAGUCGGCAACUGUAUUGUGAUGUUCAAUAUUUCCAGUUGAUCAGGAAGACUCAAUUUGUCAAGCGAGUUAAACUAAGAGAUUUGGCAAAACUGACAAGCAAUGAUAUCAGAUCAAGCAAGUUAUCUUGAGUAAUUUUCUGUGUAAUGCUUUUUUUUUCAGUGUUUGUUUCAACUUGAAAGGUUGCUUUUUCUUGUGCUCAUAUAGAUGGUUGUGUACUGACUUCAGUUACAUGUUCUAGACAAACCUAUUUGUGCUUACAAAUGCAAAAGUAAAGAACUCGUAUUGAUAUUUUAAGCUCCUCUUAUUCUCCAUCCAGUAACAUUAUUGUUGCUACCAUUUUACAGGUGUUAACAGCCUGUACCAUCGUAGACAAAUGAAACGUGCAUGGGGCAAUUUAAACACAAAAAGGCUACGAUUUCAUUUAUGUAAUGAAAUUAUAGCAUUGUUGUAACGAAAAUUGUUAUUUGACAAUUUGCCCAUACACGGAAUAGUAUAGCGCCUGUCAAAAUUUUAAUUAGGCUUGCUAAUGCAGUCGAACCAAGUUGCAGAAAACGUGGAUAAUAACGAAUUCAUGAUUGCACCACUCUUGUUGAAAUUGUACAAGAUUCAUGUGCAUUUAAAACUCCUUGUAAAGAAAUGGUGUGUGCAACUUUUGAAAUAUACCAAACUAUACAGUGCUAGAACUUGUUGAAGAUGGGUACAUCAGGCAGGCUUAGCCACUGCAUACCGAUAGUUGUCACUGGCCCUACAGGCACGAAUGACUUUUUCUCAAGCAUCUACAAAAAUUUCAUGUCUAACGUACUGAGAGCGCUGCUCAGCUAUAAGUACUUGAUGGCUUGGUCAACGUCGUAGCAUGACCUCCGAGAUCUGGUGGCAUGCACUGGUGGGCUGAAUAUGUCGGAGGCUGUGUGCGCACUUGCCCUAAUUCGAGGUCACGCCUGUAAGUGUUCCUGGUUCCACGAUGCAAGGAGUGCAUCAGUGCACAUGGGUCAGCAUUCGGCACAACAGAAAGCACUAAAAUGCAGAGAGCUCCGACGUAUAUGGGGCAGUCGCACUAGUCUUAAAUUAUUUUCCUGCCUAAUUUUAUACUAUAACAAAAGAAAGGUGAAGGAGGAUAGAUUACUCAAGCUGUGCCUAGUUGGCCACCCUGCACUUGAGGAAGGUGAAAGGGGAAAAGAUAAAGAAAAAAUAGAAAGAUAGAGAUAAUAAAGUGGCAGUCAAUAUGAGCACUCUCAGAGGAACAUUUGCUGACAGUCACGGAGAUUCACACUGUCCAGUUGCCUUCAAAAGGUGCAACAGGGAUUUUGCGGCAUUGUGCAUGGAAGAGUGCUUAUGCUUAGGCUGUGGUUCCAGGAUCUUUUCCUCCAAGAGUGGUUUGUCAUUCAGAUGCCUGGGACUAGCUCUUAGAGUACAUUGUUGAGCGUCGAAGAACAGACAUUCUCACCAAAGGUGCUCUGUUGUCUUGUUGCACGGACGAAAAUUUAAUGCAGCACUGUCGGCCAUUCAGAUGAGGAAUGAAUAAGCAUUCGCAAGUGCGAUGCCCAACCACAUGUGACACAAUAGUCGUUUCGGGAUGGGAGAGUCCGGUUGGUAGGCAAAGUCUCAAGUAAGGGUCGAUCGAGUGAGUACAAGGGGGGGUUGGUGAAACACUGUGAAUUCCAUUGUUAAAAUGUGAUGUGUGGUGGGCAGGUGAUUUAAGGGGGUAUGGUAGGGUGCAUGAACUAUCUUGGUUUCAGCUUUAUAUCUCAACAACUGUUCUAUAUAUUAGCGUGAAAUUCUGCACGCUCAAUAGCAAUAGCGUUGGCCUUAAUUGGUGCAAUUUUUUACUGCAGGCCUUUUUUAUUUUUUGUGUAGUUGAGAACCAAACUUUAAGCUAUGAUGGAAAAUAAAAUGUACCUUUUCUCAGAAACAAAAAACAGCAUGACCGUGAAAUUUCGCACAAUAAUUCUGUAUAAUAGUGGGUUUAACUGGAACCUUUAAAAAAUGCUUUGCUACAUUAACGUCACAAGAAAAAAAAAUAUUGCCGUCACACGUCUCGUACUGUGGAGGGUCUUUCUAAUAAUCUUUUCUUUUUUUUUUAGUUAUAACUGAGUGAUUUUUUUCACACAUUUAGGUUCAGAUUACUUGCAAGGGAUGCGAGUAUAUUCUGGGAAAAUUUCAGCGUAAUGGGCUGAGUAGUUUUCCAGAAAAGGUACAUCAAGUUCCGCAAAUUUUGAAAAAAGUGAUUUUGAGAAAAACGCAUUUUUAUGUUUGCACUUUCACUACAACCGUUCAACAUGCACCAGCAGAGUACAGAAAUUUUCUGGCUAUUUUGGCGUGUUCCCCAAAGCCUUUCUUCAUGUUUACGUAAACGUAAACAUGAAGUAAACAUAAUUACGUAAACACUGAAAAAAUGAUGGAAAACAACAUGUAAACAAACCCUCGCGUCUGUCACGUUUAAAUACCAGGCGGCGCGCUUUUUGGCGCCAUUUUUAAAUGGCUUAGAGCGCUCCUACGCGCUCACCGCUGCACUGUUUUGCUCCCCACAGUGUGUACUAUUUUUUAUUGAUGAAAUCAAAAAAUCAGUUUUUUGGUCGAUUUGCCCUACUAUACCCCCUUAAGUUGCUGCACACAGCAUUUGUUCUCGAAAGUGGUAUAGGCACACACAGAUCUUGUUGACGAGCUGAGCGUGCAGCUUCAUCUGCGCUAUUGUUGCCGCCAAUCCCACAGUGCCUCAGCAUUCAUUAAAGUAGAAUUUCAGGUCUGUUUUCUCUUAUACCGAGCUGUGUUGCAUAUUUUGCUCUGUUCAUUAUAAUGAGGUUUAUGUGUGUGCCCUGCCUCAGGUAUAUUCAUUCAAAUAACUUUAAUCAGUUAUUUGAAUGAGGUAUAUUGUUACAUAUUUUACUGGGCCUUUUCAUUUUUCUGUAAAGUUCUUUUACAGUGUACGAGCGCUUAAGCGAAGUGACAGCGAUUGCUGUUGAUAGCAUGUGCAUUGAUAGUAGCUGGCAUCAUUGUGGUGGCAGUAGUAAAUGGGAAUAGGUUGAUGGGGCAAAAGGUAGAGGGUUUAUUGAAAGGGCUUCAUUUUUUUUGUUAUUGAUUUACAACAUUGUGCACAUUACUUGUUUGGUUACCUGUACACAAAUAAGAACCACAUUUGUGAAGUUCCCAACUUUGGGCUUGCCGCUCGACAAUAGCACGACGGCCUCUACCCAUUUUAAUGCUGUCUUUUGCAUUUUACAAUACAACACCACAGUUAAAACAAGCCACUGCAGCUAAUUAAAUGCUUGGGACAAGUGAGCUACUUAAUUUUUUUUUUUUACACAGCUGUGCCACACAGGUCAGGUGUAGUAACUGUUGUCUCACUUCUUGCCUAAAUAAGAGAACAAGAACAAAGGAUCAGAACUGCCUCCUUGCUCACCAGAAGUUAACUUGCAGCCAUUAGAAUACACACAGCAAGAUAAAGAGAAGCUUAUAUUUUUGUUUAUCUGUGUCCCCAGUCAGUAUACUUUCACUUAAGAAUGUGUAUUUCUUUCUCUUUUGCUGAGUGGUGCCUGGAAUAGCUAAGCGUGAAUAACUUGUGCAAGCAAGUGCAGUUGGCAGUCUGCCCUACUUUCUCCUCUUCAUGUGUGUAUAGAAAGGGCAUUAGGAAAUGAGGUAGCAAUAGGAGUCUCAGUGAGGAAGAGGGAAGCAUGUGAAUUUGGGAAUUCAAGCAUGAAAUGCUAAGGCCAGCUGUUGGCAGCUGAGGAGAGAAAUCCUAAUCAAAUUGAGCUACAAUCUUAAAGAAAAUGGUACUUCUCGAUGUAUGGUACGAAAAGCAAAUGACACAUUAGACCACUUGAGUGUGUUGUGUGCUUUCUGUCCCAUGAAAAUGAGCUCUUCGUUGUCGAAAUUUACGCUUGUUAGAGACACAAGUCCCGGCAAGCUCGGCACAUCGACUGUGCAGUGUAGCGAGGUGAAAUCAUUGAGCCUGGCAUGUUUGCCUGAUUGCACAGUGCUUGACGUGUUCAUUUCUCACUUUGGCUCUGGCUUUUAACUGGGUAGCUCAGCACUGCAAAACUGGCCUCUUCAAUUUGCUAAGGAGCACCUCUGUACAAUGAGCAGCAAAAUGACUAUAAUGCUGUCAGUUGGCAAGCAAGCACAGUUGAAAAUGUUCUUUCUUGGGCCAACAGGUGCCUAUAUUUGAGAUGUCAUCUCAGUCUAACAUUGUUGCAUGUUCUGAAAAAAAGCAUAAGUCUUGUGCCAUGAAUAUUUUUCUCAGUCGUUCCUCAUGGUUCACUCACAGUGCAUGUGUCACCUUGAAAUAGCUGCAGAAGAGUACGUAUUUAGGCUGAUUGGUUUGUGAUUACGAGUAGUAAAGCAGUGCUAAACAACAGGACGAGGAAAGGGACAGCGCUGUUGUCUGUGUCCCUCUCCUUGUCUUGUUGUUUAGCGUUGUUUUACUGCUCGUACUGCUUGAAAUAGCUGCCACAGAAGCUGGAAAAAAAACUGCUUGGACUACUAUAAUAUAAGCUUUUCUUGAGGCUGUAGCCAUACCUUGUUGUUGUUUUGUAGAAGAAAAAGUGCUUUGCCACUUCCACACUAUUAUUGGCAUGAAGCAUUCACUGCCUUUAGUUAUGCUGCCAGUCUCAAGUGCAUAGCUUAUACACACGCAUGAACAUAGACAUCCUGCCUGCACAGCGUCCUUACUGCUGCAUGUUAACUUGUGGAGAACAAAAAAGCAGUUCAGAUCCUUUGUUUUAUUGCAGUAGCAAUUAUAUGGACACUCCAAGUGCAUUUUCGCAGUUGGCGUUGUCGUCGCUAUGAGGUUCCGUAAGAAGUCCAAGUACCCUGUAUGUGCGAGUGAAGGCGUGCAAGGGUAGGUGAUGAUUGCGGCUCAAUUUCCCCGGUGUGAAAGAGAUGAAAGCGGGGAGGAGGCACGCCGUCUUCUGUUGUGCACAAGGCACCCAAUGUUGCGAGGCACUGGGGGGGAAGGGAGAGAGAGGAGGCGGCAUUCUACUCCAGCUGCAACUGCGCAUGUGACAGCUGCGCACGGUCGCGCGGCCAUAUCUUGAGAGCGAUAUGCGUUGGAGGAAGAGUCUAGGUGCGUCGGUGGCUUGUAGCUUUGUGCAUGCUGUGUGUUCUUGGUGCUCACUUUGCGUUGAAGUGAUAGACAGCACGAAUGUCACUUUGCUCACCGCUGCUGCCGUGUUUCUUCACGCCAGCGUUUUGACGGGCAGCUUCCACGGUCAUCGAGUCAGAUGUGUUCAUGUUUGCUUGUACACGCGUGACGCCAUGCUUGUUAAUUUAGUUAAUGAGGCUAUGUUCACAAACUUACACGGCCGAUAAAACUACUAUCCAUACUUCAUAUAGUUGUCUGCUAAUUUGCUAUCGCAAUCGAUGCUCUGCCUUGCGGUCGAAACUGCAACUUUUUUGUUGUUCAAACACAUUCAUUUUGAGGAUCAUAUUUUGCCUGUCUUAUCUAACAUUGUGGGAAGACUGACACCUGUUAUGCCAGUGCUUAUCUUUAUUGUAGUUCCAGUGUAGCAUCAAUCUUGAAUUUAUCUGUGGCCGUUUUUCAGUUGUGAUCCUGUAAAUUUCAAACAGGCAGUUGUACAGUCAUAAUUAUCAAAAAACGAAUAUGAAGACAGUAAUGAUUAGCUAAGAUUAUUUUCCUUCUUUCCCCAUGUGGAUUUCAGAUGUUUCCUUGCUUCAGUGCUGGCUUGCCCAGAAAGGUCUUCAGUGUCUACUAGUGCACUUACAAAAUCAACUGCAACUAUGAGAAAAGGCUACAUACUCCUCAUCACAGUAGUGAUUAACUUGCUGUGUGAUGAGCCUGUCACAUACUUUUACAUGGCACAAUCAACUGCAGAACAGUCAAGUAUGAAAAACAUUGAUGACUCACAAUAUUCACACUUGCAGCUCAAUCACUCAUUUCUUCAUGAACAAGAAGCUGAACAUGCGUUGCUUCCAGUGGCGUUGUUUGCUUUAAUGACAAUCACAAAUGACAACGAUAUUAUGGAAAAGGUUGUUUAUCUACUGCAUGUUUAGGCAUAGAUGUGUGACCAUUUGUCAUUCGUCGUCAGUCUUCACAUUUCUGUUAACAUUGUUGGAAUACUGAUGCCUAUUAUGACACUGCUUGUCUUUGUCGGAGUACCAGUGUAGCGGUCAGGCUUGUUAUGUGUGGCCGUUGUUGAGUUGUGAAUCUAUAACAGUAUCAAUUUCAAACAGAAUUUAGUGACUUUAAUAACAGAUUUGGUGGCAUUGCCGCCAGACUCUUGUUAACAGAUUUCGUGCUCUUGGUUACAGGCAAUUUUAUUAUUUCGAUGUUUUGUCGCUGUUAUGGUUUCUAGUUUGAGGCUGCAUGACCUGCCAUUGACGGAGAAUACUGUAUUCCCAUUGUCUCUCUGUACAUUGUUUGAAGUGUUUCGUGGUUACCAAUGGUGGUGUAGAAUGUGUAUAAUGUAUUGUCCUUGAAAUGCGGAUGACUUUAAUCCAUGUUGUUGACGAGCCACAUGAAAGCUUCGUGCUCUACAUUUCUUGCCUUGAAUUUACAGACUUGUCCCAUGUACUUGUUGCACGCGUCGGCUUCGUGUCACUUGAGUGGUGCUUUUAGCAAUAUAUAUAUAUGAUAGUGCAAUACUUCUCCCAGUGUAGAUGCCUUCCAGCACCAGUGCAUGGAAAAAAAAGAAAAGGAGGGCAUUCACUGAAAAAGAUUCUUGGCCUUUUACAUGUACAACAGCAUACUGAGACAAUCGACUAGUAACUUGCUUCUCUUUAUUGAAUAACAAGUGCAACUGGAAAUUUAAUGUUUCUUGGGCUGCACUUGUGCUCACGUACAUGAACAAAGAGUGAGACGCCAAAACUGACUGUCGCAUUGGAAGCAUAAAAUUGAUGUGGAGCCAAGGAGACCAGUUUACCAGGUGCAUCUGUUCUUCUUCAGUGAAAUGCUGAAACUGCACAGAACAUCGAGAGGCGCAUGAGGUGUACUGCCACGUGCCUUUUUUAAACAGUGGAAGCAAUCUGUCUUUGCCCGACUUGGCACCAAUCCUGUCAGCUUUCUAUCUCUGCCUUCAAUGAACCUGCUCUUUGACCUCUUUUAUCCCUCACCAUGUCAUACCUAUCUGCACACACGGCAGUCAUAAACUUGCAGUCAGGUGAAAGAAUCAGGUGCGGCACCUGUUUGCUGUCUAUGGUAAAGCUGCUGAAAGUUGUGCAGAUUUCCUCACAUUUUCCCCCUCUGUGGUUGCAUAAUUUUUAGUACAUUCAUUUCGGUAAUACCUGUUUUGCCUGGCUACUAUUUCGUUGGUACGAUCAUUGACUAUCUGUGGCCAAAUACAGGAGCUUCUUUUUCUUACCUGCACUCGAGUUUGACAUUCCUACCAGCUAAACAGGUAAUCACCCUAACACAACCCUGUAGGUGAAAACCUUUGGUUUUAUGUUUCUGCACCUUAAAACAUAUGGACAUGCUUCAAUGGUGCCCUGUCUAUGACACAUUAACAUGACCUCGUUGAUUCACGUCCAAUAUGUGGGCAGCCCCUCGUAAACUGGUCUCCCAUUAUACCCCUGUUAAUGCUCCCUAUCUAGCUGUGCAUUAUUCGUAGAAAACCUCUGUACCUCUGUGUUAGCUGAAGCCGCAAAGUACCAGUCUCUUGUGUGAAUUUGUGUGUAAGCAUUAGCUUUAAUUGUUCAGCAUAGAAUGUUUAAAUACCUUGCAGAAUAAUAGUGAUGAUAUAAGCAAGUCACAGUAGCGUACUGUUUCCUGUUUGUCAGCUUGGCAAUAAGCACAAUAGUUUAUGAAGCACUCAAAGGUAACGGGCUGAAUGCAAAAAGCUUUAAACCAUGCGUUUGAUGGCGUCAGGCUGGGGUUGGAAACCUGGGUCUGUUGGUAAUUAUUUAUUAGUCAUGUGCGUAGUGGUCAAGACAAUUAUGUACAUGACUGCAUGAGCAAAAGUGUAGAGAACCACUGCCUCAAAAAAAAAAUUUAAUUCCUUCUUGCCUGGCCGUGCAUUGGGAAAUUGUCUUAAUGUAUUUAAUUGGCCGAAUAUGUGCACGUAGGAUGUACCACUUAAUUUUCAGCCUGCGUACCUAGGCUGUGAAUUAAAAAAAAAAAUUUCUUUUGCUUCAUCUAGGCGGGGUUGGCCCCCCCUCUCCCCACCAAUCUGCCAGCUACAUAAAGAAAAGUUAUUUCUCUCUCUCUCUCUCUUGCUACAUCCUGCGGUUUCUAAACUUUUGCUUGCGACUGUACACUUCUUGCUGAUCUGGCUCUGUUAGGGAAGCUUGUUGAGACCCCAAUGACUGCAUUAGGCUGGUUGACCGAGCAAGCAAAAAUGCAUAUAUCAAGGAUAUUCGUUGCAGGCGUAUUUUCCCAGCAUAGUUGUUAGGUUGUGCCAUUCAUGAGUGAAGCACUGAUGAAAAAAAAAAUUAUCAGAAAUUCGUUUUGGAAUGUUAUCCCAGGCUCUGUGGAGCUUCCUCUUGUGUGUAUGUGCGUAUGUCCGUCAGGCACAGAACAUUCUCCGGUGGCUUGUUGCUGGCAGACGCAAAGCAGUGUGUUUCACAUUUUGCAGAAGGUAUACAUUGCUAAAUCAGCUGGCAUCGGUGCACUUGAUGUGAACUGGUGCAACACUUGGCACUGAGGUGUUCACCUUUUGCUCAUUCAUGUCCUUUUACUGUUAACAUGCUUGCAUGUUACUGUCAGCGUUUGCCA
Molecule: messenger RNA, 11878 nt
Organism: Dermacentor albipictus
Lineage: Eukaryota; Metazoa; Arthropoda; Arachnida; Ixodida; Ixodidae
Product: transmembrane protein 19
Cellular component (GO): membrane
Source: RefSeq, a predicted model, not a curated record